Myxozyma melibiosi is the source of this 3004-nucleotide messenger RNA. Its product is annotated as dynamin GTPase. The coding region runs from base 104 to 2707 and encodes 867 amino acids. Gene Ontology annotation, biological process: peroxisome fission; mitochondrial fission. Gene Ontology annotation, molecular function: GTPase activity; microtubule binding; GTP binding. NCBI's taxonomy places the organism in Eukaryota, Fungi, Ascomycota, Lipomycetes, Lipomycetales, Lipomycetaceae. Gene Ontology annotation, cellular component: peroxisome; cytoplasm; microtubule. The record is from RefSeq and is a predicted model, not a curated record. The transcript is spliced from 4 exons.
UCUUCUCGCACUCUCCUCGCCCGACUUUGCUCUCUUCCCGUGCACAAAUCAGCCCUCUGCAGCUCGGAAGCAUACAAACCAGGUUAAACCACACAGGAUAAACAUGACUUCGACCUUUGAGGACCUGAUCCCGGUCGUCAACAAGCUGCAGGACCUGGUGUUCAACACCAUCGGUACCGACACGAUCGAUCUUCCGCAGGUUGUUGUCGUGGGCAGUCAGUCUUGCGGCAAGAGCUCGGUGCUCGAGAACUUGGUUGGCAAGGAUUUCCUUCCGCGCGGCACCGGCAUCGUCACGCGGCGCCCUCUUAUUCUCCAGCUGAUCAACAUCCCGUACUCCUCACCUUCCACGCUCUCUCAACCACCACCUCCCGCGCCAUCGUCCACGACCGCCUACGAUCCCGCCGGCGAUCUUUCGACCGCGACCACUCGGACUACGAGCCCGCGCCAGGAAGAGUGGGCCGAGUUCUUGCAUGUGCCGGGACGCAAGUUUUACGACUUCACCGAGGUCAGGCGCGAGAUUGAGAAUGAUACGGUGCGCAUCGCUGGUAACAACAAGGGGAUCAAUAAGACGCCUAUCAAUCUCAAGAUUUUCUCGCCUCAUGUGCUCAAUCUCACGCUUGUGGACUUGCCCGGUUUGACCAAGAUUCCCAUCGGUGAUCAGCCGACCGAUAUCGAGAAGCAGACGCGUGGCUUGAUCAGCGAAUACAUUACCAAACCCAACAGUAUCAUUCUCGCAGUCUCGCCAGCAAACGUCGAUCUCGUCAAUUCCGAGUCGCUCAAGCUUGCCCGCCAGGUUGACCCGCAAGGCCGACGAACGAUUGGCGUGUUGACGAAACUUGAUCUGAUGGACCACGGCACGAACGCGAUGGAUAUUCUGUCUGGACGGGUAUACCCGCUCAAGCUGGGCUUCAUCGGAGUCGUGAACCGGUCACAGCAGGAUAUUCAGGUCAACAAGAGUCUGCAGGAUUCGUUGCAGGCCGAGCAGGAUUUCUUCCGAAGCCAUCCGGCGUACAGGAAUAUUUCGUACCGAUGCGGCACGCAGUACCUGGCCAAGAGCUUGAAUAACACGCUGAUGGCACAUAUCCGUGAAAAGCUGCCGGAUAUCAAGGCGCGGUUGAAUACGCUUAUGGGGCAAACACAGCAGGAGUUGGCGUCGUACGGAGAGCCGCAGAUGACUGGAUCGGGAAAUAAUGGCGUUUUGAUUCUUCAGUUGAUGACAAAGUUUGCGACGAGUUUUGUGGCUUCGAUUGAUGGUACGUCGUCGGAUAUUUCGUUGAAGGAACUGUGUGGAGGAGCGCGGAUCUACUACAUUUACAAUGAUGUGUUUGGCACACAAUUGGGCCAGAUUGAUCCGACGUCGAACCUGUCGGUGCACGAUAUCCGGACGGCGAUCCGAAACUCGACGGGCCCGCGGCCGUCGUUGUUUGUGCCGGAGCUUGCGUUUGAUUUACUGGUGAAGCCGCAGAUCCGGUUGCUGGAUCCGCCUUCGCAGCGAUGCGUGGAGCUGGUAUACGAAGAGCUGAUGAAGAUCUGUCAUACCUGUGGCGGACACGAGCUGAGUCGGUACCCGAAGCUGCAGUCGAAGAUAAUUGAGGUUGUGAGCGAUUUGCUGCGGGAGCGAUUGGGGCCUACGUCGAAGUACGUUGAGAGCCUGAUUGCGAUUCAGCGGGCGUACAUCAACACGAAGCACCCGAACUUUCUUGGCGCGGCGGCGGCGAUGUCGAGUAUUUUGUCGAGUCGACAGGAGAAGGAGAAGAAGGCGCGGGAGGCGCAGCGGAAGCUUGAGCGGAUGGAGGUCAAGAAGGCGGUAUUGAACGGCGAGGGAGCGGCGGAUGGUAAGCAUUCCCCCCCAGUCGAAGGACAGCACCAUAAUCAUCAUCACCAGCAUCAGCAUCAUCAGCAUCAGCAUCAGCGUCAGAGUAGUAGGAGCAGCAGUCAGCGGCCGCGAGCAGAUUCGAAUGCGAGCGAGGCGUCGAUGAGUCAGAGUAUAAGCAACGGCAAUGGCAAUAACAACGGCAAUGGCAGCGCGAAAGACUCGAACUCGUCGUUGAUGAGUUUUUUCUUUUCGAAAGAGCAUGGACAUCAUGCGCAAGCUGCGGCGACGACGAUGGCUGGUGGUGUUGGAGCUGGUGCGGGUGAGAAUGGCGAUGGGGUAGGAAGUAAAUCAAGCUCACAUACUCGUGCGGAUCUAGGUUCCUCUACUCCAUCGGCAGAGCAGCAGCAGCAGCGACAUCAGCAGCACGGCGCGCGGCAGUCGGAUGCGUCCGAGGAUUUGACGCGGGAGUUUGAGCAGAUGAGCAUGACGAACGCGCAGGCGUCGUCAGCGUCGCCGUCGCCGUCGUCGUCGUCGGGAUUCAUGCAGCAGCACGGAGGGAUGACGGGCACGUUGGGCGCGAUCAACGGGGAAGAAGGCACGCUGUCUGAGCGGGAGCAGUUGGAGACGGAGUUGAUCCGCCGGCUGAUCAACUCGUACUUUUCGAUUGUGCGGGAGACGAUCCAGGACCAGGUGCCGAAGGCGGUGAUGCAUCUGCUUGUGAACUACAGCAAGGAGACGAUCCAGAACCGGCUUGUGUCUGAGCUGUACAAGGAGGCGCUGUUUGAGGAGUUGCUGCAGGAGGACGCGGCGAUUGCGCAGGAGCGGCAAAAGUGCGAAAAGAUGCUGCGGACGUAUACGGAGGCGGCGCGGAUCAUCAACGAGGUGGUGUAGACGAGUUAGCUGAUGCUAUAGCUUGUUGUGAGUUUUUAUUGUGCAGUGUUUCAUAUAUCUAUAUAUACAUAUCAUAUACUUUUUCUUUGUUUAUAUUUUGAAUUAUAUUUAUACCAAAAAUACAGAGUCGGAAGAUAAGCGGAGAGAAGGCUGGAAAUUGACGGAAGGGGGUUGGUCAGUCUGGGCCCUAACCCGAAGAAUGCGGUGGUACUGCAGAGUAGCCGGGGGAGGAGGAGAGAAGAGGCGCGGGAGGGGAGAAGAAGCAGGGGGGAGGGAAGGGAGAGGAGAGGAGGAUGA